Molecule: messenger RNA, 1085 nt
Organism: Amyelois transitella
Lineage: Eukaryota; Metazoa; Arthropoda; Insecta; Lepidoptera; Pyralidae
Gene: RpL5
Product: large ribosomal subunit protein uL18
Exons: 7
Coding region: 149-1048 (299 amino acids)
Biological process (GO): translation; ribosomal large subunit assembly
Cellular component (GO): ribosome; cytosolic large ribosomal subunit
Molecular function (GO): 5S rRNA binding; structural constituent of ribosome
Source: RefSeq, a predicted model, not a curated record
CAGCUGACAAAAACUGAAGUGUCAAACACAAUCCAACCAAUCGCAAUCAGUAAAAAACCUUCCUUUUCUCUUGCUUGCUUGUUCCUUCUUUCUUUAAGGCGUGUUGUGCGUACGUAUUUGUGCACCGCCGCCGCAGUUAUUUAAUAAAAUGGGAUUCGUAAAAGUCGUGAAAAAUAAACAAUACUUCAAGAGAUACCAAGUUAAAUUCAAGAGGCGUCGUGAAGGCAAAACCGACUACUAUGCCCGUAAACGUCUUAUCGUUCAGGACAAAAACAAGUACAACACGCCCAAGUACCGCCUGAUUGUCCGUCUCUCCAAUAAGGAUGUGACCUGCCAGGUUGCCUACUCUCGCAUAGAGGGAGACCACAUUGUGUGCGCUGCUUACUCUCAUGAGUUGCCCAAAUAUGGCAUCAAGGUUGGACUGACAAACUAUGCCGCUGCUUACUGUACUGGCUUGUUGUUGGCACGCCGUCUUCUUCAGAGGCUGGGCCUUGACUCCUUGUACAUUGGCCAGACUGACGUCACUGGUGAUGAAUACAAUGUAGAACCAGUAGACAAUGGCCCAGGUGCAUUCAGAUGUUACUUGGAUGUUGGUUUAGCACGUACCACAACUGGCGCAAGAGUGUUCGGUGCCAUGAAAGGUGCUGUUGACGGUGGUCUCAAUGUUCCCCACUCAAUCAAAAGGUUCCCAGGUUAUGAUGCUGAAGCAAAGAAAUUCAAUGCUGAAGUACACAGGUCACAUAUCUUUGGUCUACACAUAGCAGAAUAUAUGAGGAACUUGGAACAAGAGGAUGAUGAUUCUUUCAAGCGGCAAUUUGGCAAAUAUAUCAAGUUUGGUGUAGCAGCUGAUGCAAUUGAAGGUCUCUACAAGAAAGCCCAUGAAGCCAUCCGCGCAGAUCCAUCUCACAAGAAGAGGGAUGAGAAGAAGGACCCUGCUAAACAAAAACGCUGGAAUAAGCGCAAGCUUACACUGGCUGAGAGAAAGAACAGGAUCAAGCAGAAGAAGGAGUCCUUCAUCAAGAGGUUGCAGGCGCAAGCCGAAGCUUAGUGGCUUUUUUAAACAAUAAAAGCCAUAUUUUGAUGAA